GAGAAAUUUCAGAGGGAUAGAAAAAGGAGAGAGCUUCAGAGGGGACAGAGUCUCCAAAACCAAACCCAGAAGACCCAAUCUUCACGGAGCAAACCCAAAAUCUCAACAGCUGAAAGAAGCUUAAAUAUGCUUCCCCAUAUUCAUUUCUAGGGUUUCUAUUUCUUUCUUGAAUUUCUCCUUUUUUGUUUUUCCAUGGGGAACCGAUCGACUCAGCUAUGACCCUGUGAGUCCUUCAGCUCUGCUUCAAUACAGGUUCUCUUUCAUGAAUCUGAGCUGAAUCGGGCGCCCAAUUGGACAAAGAAAGCGAUCCCUCACUACCCAUUUGCCCAAAGCCUCAGGUUAUUUUUGCAUAUAAUCACACCUGCACACACAUAGGCUCGCAUAGAGAAAUUUGUAUAGGAUUCUUGUGUGCUUCUUGUCAUGCGAUUAUCGUCAAAGCAAAGUAAGGCUUCUAAUCGGUCGGGGCCUCGGCCUCGGAAGAAGCACAAGAGGCUUGAUGCUAUAUGUGAGAAGGAGUAUAAGAGAAACCAUGUUGAAGUGAUUGGGGGUAAUGGUGGGGCGGGGCCGGGGCCAGGGAGCUCCGGGAGUGGUGAACUGGAGCUGCGCCGGAGCUCCAGGGCUCGGCGGGCCCCAGUUAUGCUCGAUGUCUCUCCUGCACCACCAAAGAAGCGGCAGAGGAUUGAGAAGAAUGUAAUAUUGAGUGCUGAGAAGAGUGUGAAGGAGGAGGAUUUCGACACGCCGGGAAGUUGGAGAUCGAGGUUGAGAUCAAGGGGUAGAAAUGCGGGUUCAGUGGUAAAAGGAAAAAGGAAGCUUUUUGAAGAGACGGGUGGAGGCAGAAGUGAAGAGAAUAUGGUGAGCACUGAAUCAAAUGAUAAGAAUGGGGGAUUGGAAGGUGGGAGGCCUAGGAUUGUCAAAUCGAAUAGACCAGGGAGGAUUAGAGCAACAAAUAGUUUAGAGCAUGAAAAGAAAGAGAAUGAGUUGCCUGUGAUCAAAGAUGAACUUGUGGAGGAAGAAGUGGAAGUGAUGAGGAAGGAUGAAGAUGUUUCUCUGCAAUUGGAUAGCGAACUUGAUGGUGGGGUUCAAGGGGAAACUGUGAAGGGUGAUUCCACAAAAAUAAUUGAGGCAGGGGAGAAUUUACAAUUAGAGAAGGGGUGCAUUGGCAAUGAGAAUGUGGAAAUUAUGGACAAUGUGGAGACCAUGGAACAUGCUGAUGAACAGGUGGAGCAAUCAGUGUGUGCGGUUCAAGAAGAAAAUAAUGGUAAUCAGGUGGAACAAUUAGGGUGCGUGAUUGAAGGAGAAAAUCAAAGUAAUGCCAUGUCAGAAGCUGUUGGAGUUUCAAGAAAUGAAGUGGAAGUUGCAGGCUGUCAUGAAGGGAAUGAUUCGGAUUUGGCCAAGCUUGAUGAAAAUCUUGCAAUAGAAGUGAACAAUGUGAAGGUGGAUAAGUUGAAAGGUAUGAAAUGCGAUACACUUGGCAAGCCACGCAUUAAGGAGGGUAGACGGUGUGGUUUGUGCGGGGGAGGGACUGAUGGUAUGCCUCCAAAAAAAUUAGUUCAGGAGACAGGUGAGAGCGAGAAUGAGGCAUAUAGUGGCUCUUCAGCCUCUGAGGAACCUAACUAUAACAUAUGGGAUGGCUUUGGUGAUGAACCUGGCUGGCUUGGACGUCUCUUGGGUCCUAUAAAUGAUCGUUAUGGUAUUGCUGGAAUAUGGGUCCAUCAACACUGUGCUGUGUGGAGUCCAGAGGUUUAUUUUGCUGGUUUAGGAUGCUUAAAGAAUGUACGGGCUGCCCUAUGCAGAGGGAGAGCAUUAAAAUGCACCCGCUGUGGAAGGCCAGGAGCCACAAUUGGGUGCCGUGUUGAUCGGUGUCCACGAACUUACCACUUGCCUUGUGCACGAGCUUAUGGUUGCGUAUUUGAUCAUCGAAAAUUUCUGAUCGCCUGCACUGAUCAUCGGAAUCUCUUCCAACCUAUGGGGAAUCAAUAUUUAGCCCGUAUAAAGAAAUUGAAGGCUAAGAAAAUGAAGAUGGAAAUAAGGAAACUUUCAAAUGAUGCUUGGCGGAAGGAUAUUGAGGCAGAAGAAAAAUGGUUGGAGAAUUGUGGUGAGGAUGAAGAGUUUUUGAAACGUGAAAGCAAGAGGCUUCAUCGGGAUUUGGUAAGAAUUGCACCCGUGUACAUUGGAGGCUCCAACUCUGAGAGUGGAAAACUAUUUCAGGGUUGGGAAUCUGUUGCAGGUCUUCAAGAUGUCAUUCGAUGUAUGAAGGAAGUUGUCAUAUUGCCUCUUUUAUAUCCAGAGUUCUUUGAUAGUCUUGGUCUCACACCUCCUAGAGGUGUUCUUUUGCAUGGGUAUCCUGGAACAGGUAAAACUCUUGUUGUCCGGGCAUUAAUAGGUGCGUGUGCGCGUGGUGAUAAACGGAUAGCAUAUUUUGCUCGCAAAGGUGCAGAUUGUCUAGGAAAAUACGUUGGUGAUGCUGAGCGCCAGCUAAGACUCUUGUUUCAGGUUGCUGAGAGAUGUCAGCCUUCUAUAAUAUUCUUUGACGAGAUAGAUGGGUUGGCACCUUGCCGGACAAGGCAACAAGAUCAGACACAUAGUUCGGUUGUGUCAACGCUGCUUGCUUUAAUGGACGGUCUGAAAUCUCGAGGUUCUGUUGUAGUUAUUGGUGCUACAAAUCGUCCUGAUGCUGUUGAUCCAGCAUUAAGGCGGCCUGGAAGAUUUGAUAGGGAAAUCUAUUUUCCACUGCCGUCAGUUGAGGACAGAGCUGCCAUUCUUUCGCUACACACUCGAAAGUGGCCAAAACCAGUUGCUGGAUCCAUUCUCAAAUUGGUUGCAAGAAGAACUGCUGGAUUUGCUGGUGCAGAUCUGCAAGCACUUUGUACUCAAGCAGCCAUCAUGUCCUUGAAGAGGAAUUUCCCUCUGCAAGAAGUUUUGUCUGCUGCUGGAAAGAAAGCUUCUGACCAUAAACGCCUCCCUCUUCCUGCCUUUGCAGUGGAGGACAGGGACUGGUUGGAGGCUCUGACAUGUUCUCCGCCUCCCUGCUCUCGUAGAGAAGCAGGAAUAGCUGCUAAUGAUGUUGUAUGCUCUCCUCUUCCUACACACCUUAUUCCAUGUCUGCUACAACCAUUAUCUACUAUGCUUGUUUCCCUAUAUCUUGAUGAACGGCUCUGGUUGCCGGCUCCUCUCAGGAAAGCUGCAAGAAUGAUUAAAAGUGUGAUGGUUUCGGCUUUGAAUAAGAAGAAGAUGUCCAGUGAUCGUUGGUGGUCCCAUAUUGAUAUCUUACUUCAGGAAGCAGAUGUUGUGAAGGACAUAGAGAGAAAGCUUCUGCACACUGGCAUUUUACUUGGAGAUGAUACUUUUGCUAAUUCUGAUGCUUUUAGUGAUGAUGACGAUGACAACAUUUUGAAGUUUUCUUCAGUUAAACACCAAGGUGGUGCACGCCCUAGUUUGUUGCAAAACAUAUCAGUUGCCUCAACAAACAAAUCAGGAUUUCGAAUAUUGAUUGCUGGAAGUCCCAGAUCUGGCCAAAGGCAUCUUGCUUCUUGCCUUCUUCACUGUUUUGUUGGGAAUGUAGAAGUUCAGAAGGUUGAUUUGGCUACAGUUUUACAAGAAGGGCAUGGAGAUAUGGUGCAAGGGAUAACACAGAUAUUAAUGAAAUGUGCCAGUGUUGGGCCAUGUGUAGUUUUCAUGCCAAGAAUUGACUUGUGGGCUGUGGAGACACCUCUUCAAGUGACAGAGGAGAGUGAUUCUGAUUUAUCAGACCAUCAACUUCCUGAAAAUGAAAAGUCGUAUUUUGUACACAGUCAAGCUGUUGAAGAGGGAAGUGGGUCCACUUCACAGCAAUGCAAAUCAGAAGACAUGGGCGAGUGCCCUGGUGUUGCAUGUAGCGCUUCACAUGCCUGGAACUUAUUUGUUGAGCAGGUGGAAUCUAUAUGUGUCUCUACAUCCUUGAUGAUCCUGGCUACAUCGGAAGUUGCAGAUCCAGUACUUCCAGUUAGAAUAAGGCAGUUCUUCAAGAGUGAUAUAUCAAAUGACCAUCAGUCAAUUCCUGUGAAGCAUACAGUUCCCCGAUUUUCAGUGCAGGUCAAUGGAGAUUUCAACCAUGAUUUGGUGAUCAAUCUAUCUGCAGAAGAGUUAUUAAGAGAUAUAGUUCAACAGGUUGUUCUGUUAAUUCAUCAAACGUCCCACAUCCAUACAAGCUCUUGCCAGGAUUAUAAAACUUUUGGUACAUUAGAAGGUCAAUCAGAGAUGGUUAAUCACAGUCUAGAUCAUGGAUCAGCUGAUGCAAACAACAGUGUAAAACAGGGUCCUGAUGAGUCUCUUCUUAAAGCUCAUCCACCACCUAAUAGAACAGUGAAAGGGAAAUCAAGCUUGCUGCUAGCAAUAUCUUCAUUUGGAUAUCAGAUUCUGCGAUAUCCUCAUUUUGCUGAGCUUUGUUGGUUUACUUCAAAACUCAAAGAAGGUCCCUCUGCUGACAUAAGUGGACCUUGGAAGGGCUGGCCAUUCAAUUCUUGUAUAGCUCGUCCUAAUAACUCAAUUGAAAAGGUAGCUGUUGGUUGUAGCUCCAGUAACAUUAAAAGCAAAGAAAAUUUUGUUCUAGUUAGAGGCCUGAUUGCUGUCGGUUUGUCGGCAUACAGAGGUGUCUACACAUCACUCAGAGAAGUCUCCUUUGAGAUACGGAAGGUUCUUGAGCUUCUAGUUUUACAGAUCAAUGCAAAGAUCCAGGGUGGGAAAGAUAGAUAUCAAUAUGUUCGCCUUUUAUCGCAAGUGGCCUAUCUGGAAGACAUGGUUAAUAGCUGGGCUUACACACUGCACAGUUUAGAGGUGGAUGCUCCAAUGAAAAUGGAAAAUGCUAAGCUAACCGAUGUGAGACCCCCAGAUGAUCACCAUGCGGACGAUCAAGUUCAAAGUGAGGAACCCAAGCCAAAUGGUACUAGCAAAUGCUCCGAUGGGCUUAAAGUGCCAGAAAUUGACCCCCAAGGAUUUGAUAAUGAAAAAGUUGGUAGUGUUGACUUAAAUGAAGAAUAUGGUGAUUUGAGUCAUCCUAAUUCUGAGGGUAGACUUGAAAUUUCUGAUUUGUCUGGCCAGAAAAUCGUCGUAAUGAACUCUACUCUGGAUAAAUCUCUUCUUGAUUCAGACGGAAUUUUGAAUGACCAAAAUGGGACAAGCCCUAAACCACAUGAGCCAGAAAAGGACAAGAACCAUGUAGUUGGGAAUGGCGAUUCUGGAUCCUUGAAACAUUCAAAUGGAUUUGAAUGCGCUGAAUCUGUUGUCAUUUCUGAGGAUGGUUGUACCUGUGAAGAAUUUGGCUGCGUUAAGCUCUGUAGUUCUAGUACCAUCUGCAAUGAGCUUAAUGGUUUGUCCUCAGUGGAUGCUGGUAUUGGACAGAAUGAUGUCAAGUGUGAUGCUGAUAAGCAUAUUAUGGAUGUUGAAAUCUUGAGCAAAACAAGUCUCUCUAGCGAGUCUGGGGUUCUAUGCUUGUAUCGUUGUUGCCCUACAUGUCUAGAUACCCUCCGCAGUUUGACACAGAAAAUUCUUAUUCACAAAUGGGGAUCAAAUAGGAGCCUAUGGACUGCAGAGGAUGUUCAUGAUAUUGUUGCAUCAGUGUCUGUGGAUCUUCUUGCAGCAGUUAGAAGAAUGAAUGUUUCUGGAGGUUCCAGCAACUUAUUGGAUGAUAAAAUGAGAGACGGAAAUAAUGAGAGGUUUGAAUGGCCGGAAACAAUUACAUGCCAUUGCAAAACUUCAGGAAAUAAAAGUCUUUUGCCAGUGGAAUGCAGAUGCCACACCAUCAGCGAGAGCACCCCAACAAAAGAAAAUGCUUCCUCGAAUGCUCAUCUCAGGCUUGAUUCAAACUUUAUUUUCAGAGAUGGUGUACUGGUUCAUAUGGAUCCUGACAAGGAUGUUUCUUUUCACUGUAAAUUCGAGACCCUGUGCCUCUGUUCGCUUAUAGAGUUGAUACUAAUGAGCAAGCAGCCUUUUCAUUGAUUUGAUCAUUUCGCAGCUUGGAUUUGCUUACCUCGUGGCAAAGUUUUGUGCCGUUGCGGAAUUUAGAUGUGAAAAUUUUAUCGAGUCGUUGAAAAUGAAAUUAAUAGUUAUUGGCUUGGUAGGUCUAAACUUUUCUGCAAGUUCCUUUUGGAGUUUUGAUUCUCCUUGAGGAGCUAAUCUCCCUGUAAUUAGCACAUUUGGACACUAUUCUUUCAUUCAUUUUCUCAUAGUUAUAGUUGGACCUGCGAAUUAUGUGGUUUUGUUACGAACACUUAACAAUAAGUUUUUCUUUAAAAAAA
Molecule: messenger RNA, 6272 nt
Organism: Prunus mume (Japanese apricot)
Lineage: Eukaryota; Viridiplantae; Streptophyta; Magnoliopsida; Rosales; Rosaceae
Product: P-loop containing nucleoside triphosphate hydrolases superfamily protein
Biological process (GO): nucleosome assembly; transcription initiation-coupled chromatin remodeling; nucleosome disassembly
Cellular component (GO): nucleus
Molecular function (GO): histone binding; chromatin binding; ATP binding
Source: RefSeq, a predicted model, not a curated record